Molecule: messenger RNA, 5316 nt
Organism: Lytechinus variegatus (green sea urchin)
Lineage: Eukaryota; Metazoa; Echinodermata; Echinoidea; Temnopleuroida; Toxopneustidae
Product: polynucleotide 5'-hydroxyl-kinase NOL9-like
Exons: 11
Coding region: 273-2546 (757 amino acids)
Biological process (GO): cleavage in ITS2 between 5.8S rRNA and LSU-rRNA of tricistronic rRNA transcript (SSU-rRNA, 5.8S rRNA, LSU-rRNA)
Cellular component (GO): nucleus
Molecular function (GO): polynucleotide 5'-hydroxyl-kinase activity
Source: RefSeq, a predicted model, not a curated record
CGAUGCUCGUACAGUUGUUCAUGCUGUCAGUACCUCCCAGCACUGUGAUCAAGGUGAUCAGCUAGACAAGAAUAACGAUCGUUUUGGGGGAUUUAUUUAACAAUUUCUGACAUUUGUUAUCAUCCCCAUGUACCGGUACUGCCUGGUAUUGAGCAUCUAGAUAGAAGGAAGAAUGUACUGAACAGUGUUUGGUUGAAGAUGUCAAUGUUUUAAUCCAGGACUCCACGUUAUUUAGGUGAGAACUUUGAACAAACUAAAGCCACGCAUGAUUCAUGAAGCCUGUUCGUGACAAGAAGAAAAGCAUGUCAAACCCACUACGAAGAAAAAAGAGUAAAGGGGAAAAGUGUGUAUCAGAUCCUAAUUUGGUUGAGGUAUGUGAUCUCAAAGAGAAAACAGGCAAGGUAAAAAGAUCCAAGCCUGAAAAUUCGAGCUUUAUCAGAGAAGUGCAUACUCCUUUGGGUGCUCCAUCUGCAAAGAAGCGUCGACAGGAGGGUAGGAGUACUCAAGGUAUCUCAGCCUUGGUCCUGACCCCAGCUGCAGCAACUAAGCAAGAUACCCAGGUGACAGUCAUCAAUACAUCAUUUCAAGAAGAUUCUAGUAAUCUAUCUGGGAGCAGCAGUUCUGUCUUGGAAACAUUGCCAGUAACCAUUCCCCACAUAGAUUCUUCAAAAGCUCCAACAACUUCAGAAGAUUCAUUUGACAGCACAUCAUCAAAGAAUGAGCUGCUGUCAUCAUCAUGGUCUUCAAUAUCCAAUGAUGAAGGAGGAGAUGACUUUUGUGAUGGACUGACUACUCCUCCAGUAGAAUCCUUUCAAGGAGCAAUUAGUAAUCUUGGUGAGGACUACAGAUUAGUGUCUCUCGAGACUGGGUCAUCAUAUCUUCUUCUUUUGCAAAGAGACACCCGAAUACCUGUCAGAGGCCUUGCUCAAAUCUCUUGCCUCUAUGGAGCAGUAAUCAUCCAUGGUUAUACGAUAGAACAACAGACCCCUAACCCAAGAAUUGCAAAUGUCUUCUGUCCUGUCAAUGUCAGUGCAAAGUGUCUUGAGAUUGGCCACUCAGAGAAGAGAGAACUAGAGCAGAGAGAGAAGAAUGCACUGCUAGAAACUAUUUCUGCUCUGCAGCCAUGUUCCAUGACUGCUCAGGAGGUACUUUCUGAGAUGACUGAUAAGUCUACCUUGGUAUUAGUGUCCAAAUUGAAUCAUCAGCCAAGCAGCUUCAUCACAAGUCAUAUGACGUAUAAGAAUAUCUACAGCGGAGGUAGUGCUAAAAAGAUGCUGCAGAAGUCUGAGAUUGCUGUUUGUGAUAAGGUUGGAUUAUUCAUUAAUCCAGGGACAGUCCAUUAUCAGAAUGUGAUUCAGCUUAACCCAGACUAUGACUCUGCAGCUCAGAUAUUGCUUGAGGCUAUACAGAGUGAUAGUAGCAACUCUCCUAGAGUGAUGUUUGUAGGGCCCAAAAAUUCUGGCAAGUCCACAGCUCUACGAUACCUGGCUAACAGACUGCUCUCUGUUUCACAAAAUGUAGGUUACCUUGAAUGUGACCCUGGUCAAUGUGAAUUCACCACACCUGCAAUUUUAUCCCUUCAUAUCAUCAAGGAAGCAUUAUUAGGACCACCAUUCACUCAUGUCCAGAGUGCAGAGAAGGCAUACUUCCUUGGAGAUGUGAAUGUCGAUGAUCAUACUGAGAACUAUGUUAAGAUGAUUACUGCCCUCUACAAGCAAUAUUCUGACCAAUUAUCUCAUCUGCCAUUGUUUGUAAAUACUAUGGGAUGGGUUGAAGGUCUUGGACUGAGACUUCUUGGUGAGGUAGCCCGCAUCACUCAACCUACCCAUAUCGUCUGUCUUGGGUCACCUGAUGAGAGAUUAGUAGCCCUCUUCAACCAGAAUGAAGGAAAGAAUCUAAGUUACUUCAGUGUACCUUCUGUGACAGAUCAACCUCUCCUUCCUCCAAAGCAGUUCUUGAGAAUAGAAGCAAAGUGUCAAACAGACAGCUACCAAGCGUCUUCCCAAAGAGAGCUGAAUCUCCUAGCAGCCUUCAGUAAACUCCUUCCUCCCAAUUUAGAAGGAAAGCGCUUAACGGAUAUACGCCCACAUGUAGUGCCAUGGAGCCAUGUUGUUCUCCAUAUUUGCCAUAUGACUGUACCAGCUAACCAGAUCUUAUAUGCCGCUAAUGCUAGUGUAGUAGCACUGUGCACCACAAGCAAAGAGGAGCUGGAUAGAUGUCAUGUAGAGAAAGGCAGUGAAGGACUAAGAACUCUCAAGUCUACUCCAAUCAGUGAAUGUCUUGGAAUAGGAAUUAUUAGGGGUAUUGACCCUCAGAAGAAAGCAUUCUAUAUUUUGCCAGCCUUGGAGCCUAAUCUUCUACCAAAGGUCAACACUCUACUAGUAGGUUCACCUUUCAUCCCAGAAUGUGUCUUUGAUCAGCAAUUCAGUACUAAGGGAGCACCCUAUUUGAGUGAAAGCUUUGAUACCAAUGUUCCUGGAUCCCUUCCCAUUAAUCCAAAGACUUACCUAAGGAGAGGACCUGGAGGAAAGCCACAGAAGACAUGAUAUAUCAUCUAUUUGUUGAUUAUCAUUUCAUUGAAGGCAUAGGCUAUCAUUACAAAGGCCUUAUGAAAAAAAAAUCUGAAUGUUGAUUGCUCUCGUUAUGGAUGAAAAAAUCAAAUUCUUGGAGACACUUUCAUGAUAUCUUUGUUUGAAAAAAUUAUCAUUUAAUAAAUCUCCUGAGGAGAUUAAUAUAACUCAAUGGGAAUGAAUUAAGAUGGUGUUUCUGGUCACUUUAUAUUUCACUUUUUUGAUGCUCGAAAUGCUGAUUAGGGUUGUUUUUUUUUUUUACGUUUUUGAUUUUAUAACGUUUCAGAGACACGUGUGAUAAUGAGACCUUGCAGCUCAGAUAUCAAAUCAAUGUUACCCUCUGCUGUUAAUUUAUGACUCUUGUAUCGUUUGAAAAGAUGAAUUAGAGUAGUCAAGAUUUAAAAUUAUCAUUUCAUUUUUUAUGCCAUUCCAAUCAUUUGUAAGGUACAUUUCUUAUUAGUCAAGAAAUACUAGAGUCAACAUCUUUCUUGAAGAUGGAUUUUUCUAGGAUAUGAAGUUUUAGUCAAUGAAUUUAUAUGAAAGAUUACUUUAGGAAGCUAAUUUUCAGGCAAAUACCUGAGUUCAUGCCUAUUAAUAUAUUUUGGACCAUUGAAAAGUUUUUUUGUGUAUCAAAUUCCUUUGUUUUAUGUGAUUUUCUGCUGUUCAAUUAAUUUCAAGUGCUUCCCUGCUUCUUUCAACAACAAUAAAAAGGGGAAGCAUUAAAAAGAUUCUUGAAUUAGAAGUGUUACAGGAUAUCAAACAAAUAAGCAGAGGCUUUAAGAGAUCCAGAUCAAACGAUAGAUUAGAGGGGCAGCUUGCCUUUUCAAUUCUUUGUAAAUUCAUAACCUUGUGAUGCAUCUGAAAAAGAUUGAUGUAUUGUGAAAGGUUGCACUGAAGAGAAGGUUAUCUAAACUUCCAUCUUUUUCAUUUCUGCAUUAUACUCUAUUGAAAACAUAUUGUGAAUGUCAAAAUUGUUACAAUUUUGUGAUUAAAAAGCUCCUUCUGAUAUAUGUAAUAUAGCACACAAGUCAGUCUUGCAAGAAAGCAUGAUGUACUGUACACAUGAACAAUAGAAAUAGAAUUGAAAAGUCAUGUAUGAAAUCAUCAUAAACAUACUAUAUUAUUAAAUUGUUUACGAGAUCAGUUCUAGUUUAUAAGUACCAUUUCAAUAUUCUCAUAUUUUAAUAUACAUGGGGUAUUUUAAAGUACUGAUAGUGAAAAAUAUUUGAAAAUAUUUUUGAUUUUUUUUUUAAAUUUAACUUUAAACUUUCAAGAUAUUUGAAAACUAUAUCAUUUAUUUUAACUUUCAGCUGUCACAGCAGCAGUUUCUAUUUGCUUGUUCGAUUUUAGAAAGAACCAAUUUGGUUACUUAUUAAAUAUUGUAAACAGAUAAGUUAUGAUAUUUAAACAAAAGUUAAUAAAAAUCUUACCCCAGUUCUUUUAUUUAGCUCAAGAUUUAGGCUGGCCAGAAGAUAAUUAGGCCGGCGCAAAUCAACCCAAUAAAAGUGCAGCUUUGCAAAGAGACAUGCAUGCAUGGUCCUGUAUUUUUGCAAAAAAAAUGCAAAAUGCUUCUGUGAAUUUUAGCCAUCUUGAAGGCUGGAAUGGUAGUGUAAAUGUUUCAAAUUGAAACACAGGUAAAUUAGUGUAAUUUGGUCUUUUAUAAGUUGAAUAUAUGCCAAACAAAUUUUAGACCAGGGGCCUGUUUCAUAAAGACAAAUUGUCAUUAUUGUAACUUCAAUGUAAAUCUUGUGAUUGGCUAGUGAGUUUUGUUACUAUAGAAAAUGUCAUUAUAACUCUAUAUGAAAAGGGCCCCUGAUUAUGUAAAACAUGUUUUAUACAUCUCUUAUAGCUUGAACAGAUUUCUGUGAUCCCAAAGGCUUUGACCUAGAUAAAGUAAUCUCUAUUUUUUUCACAUAGUGAAAACCUGAAUCAAUGUAUAAAAAAUUGUAUUUAAUGAUAGCCUUGAUUGAUUUCAUUUCAUGAAAAAGUUGUUUAAAAUUUCGUCUCCUUAUAAUACAUUCUCAAAGCUCUGUUAUCUUACAUAUUUCAUUCAAGUUUAUAUCAGUUUUAGGGUUAUGGGGUUCUCGUAAAAUCAAUCUUUUGCCUAUCUUAUCUUCACUUGAAUUUUUAUUUGUUUUAAUGUUAAAUUAUGUCCUUUUCAGUCUGAUCAACGAAGCUAUCAAAAUUUGUAUUAUCAAACAUUUCUUGCAGUUAUUAGCCACUGAAUUGUUUUGAUUUGAUUUUAUGGAGAAUUUCUGACCUGGGUCCCGUCUUACAAAGAGUUACAAUUGAUGCCAUCAACCUCAACUAUAUGGAAAUCCAUCAGCGUCAGAAUUUUUUCUUGAGGAAAUUUUAAGAAUGUCCUUUGUAAGAUAAGCACACUGAAUUUUCAAGGAAACAACGAUUGUAUGAAUACACAUCAUAUCUAGAAAAUAUUUUGAACAUAUGGCAUUUCUUUCGAAAGCAUAGUGGGAUUGUUAACAUUUUUCAUGGGUUGUUUGUAUGUGCAUGAAGACAGGGGGAGCUCAUAUAUUUUGUUACAUACCAUUAGUAUCAGUAUUCCAUCUGAACACUUUAUAAACUACAUAUGUGUACUUGGUAAGUUCUUUUUAAUCUCUUAAAGAAGUUGUGAUUUACCUUGAAAAAUUAUUUUAUGAUGAAAUAGUUUAAAAGAUAACAUUUGUGUAAAUUGAUUUGUUAAAGUUUUGCUGUUGAACAGCCUAUCAUUCUCCUAUUAAAAUUCUAU